Zalophus californianus (California sea lion) is the source of this 552-nucleotide messenger RNA. Its product is annotated as keratin-associated protein 26-1-like. Lineage: Eukaryota; Metazoa; Chordata; Mammalia; Carnivora; Otariidae. The transcript has a single exon. Gene Ontology annotation, molecular function: structural molecule activity. The record is from RefSeq and is a predicted model, not a curated record. The coding region runs from base 1 to 552 and encodes 183 amino acids. Gene Ontology annotation, cellular component: keratin filament.
AUGUCUUGCCACAACUACUCUGCAAACUAUAGCUUGGGAUCCCUCAGAAGUCCCUGCCGUAUUCCUCUCACCUCCUCCAUUGCCCUCUGCUCUACGGGUAUGAGCUGUGGUGAUGUCCUCUGCUUGCCUAGUAACUGUCAAGACCAUCUCCAGCCUCUGGACAACUGCCAAGAGAGCUGCAGUGAACCAACCAGUCGCCAGCCAGCCCACUGUGAUCCCAGCAACUGUGAAACAUCUUGCUGCCCUUCUACUACUUACUACGUGUCCAGACCCUGCCAUGGAACUUCUUUUCUUCCUGCUGCUUCUUAUAUCUCUGGCUCCUGCCUCCCCAUAUUCUAUAGACCUCUGAGCUAUGUGUCCAGCAGCAGCCGACCCCUGAGUCUCCUCACUUAUGGAUGCCGCCCCGUGGGUUUUUUGCCCUGUGGUCCUCAACCACUGAGCAUUGUGCCCAGCAGCCUCAGACCUCUGCAUCCUGUUUUCGCUGGAUGCCAGCCUCUGAGCCACGUGUUCAGUACUUGCCGUCCAUCUUGCUCUGCACUGGGAGGCCAGUAG